Molecule: messenger RNA, 4813 nt
Organism: Lonchura striata (white-rumped munia)
Lineage: Eukaryota; Metazoa; Chordata; Aves; Passeriformes; Estrildidae
Gene: CWC22
Product: CWC22 spliceosome associated protein
Biological process (GO): mRNA splicing, via spliceosome
Cellular component (GO): catalytic step 2 spliceosome
Molecular function (GO): RNA binding; protein binding
Source: RefSeq, a predicted model, not a curated record
GGCCGGCCGCGCGCUCCUCGCGCUGCCGGAAGUGACGUGUCCGGGCCGCGCGCGGCGGCGGCGGCGGGAGGUGAAAUGGUUUUCAUAUGCUGAACUCCAGCUUGGAUUGCCUCGUUGCUGCACGUUGAGAACUUCGUAAAAAGCAGGAAGUCAAGAUGAAGAGCAGGGUGACACAAGUAAAUCAUGGUUCCAGUCAUGACAGGAAGGAAAACUACAGUUCCCGACAUGAAAGUUCGUCUCCAGAGGACAGAAGGGACAUGGAGCGUGAUAGGUCUCGGUCUCCAUCUCCCAGGAAGAGGAGAUACUCUGAUGACAGCAGAUAUGAUGAGGAAUAUUCAAGACGGGAAUACUAUGAUGACAGAACUUCAGAUGGAAGAAGGAUGGAAAGGGGGAGAGACAGACACUAUGAGAGAUGGGAAGACAGAGAGUAUGAUCGAAGGAAGCAGAGAAGAUACUCAUCACCUGACCGCAGGAGUCCAGAGAGGUCGACAGGCCAGAGCUCACUUACUCAUGACGAGACCACCUCAAAGAAGAAGAAAGAAGAGGUGGAUCCAAUCCUCACUCGCACAGGUGGUGCAUAUAUUCCACCUGCCAAGCUCAGGAUGAUGCAAGAGCAAAUCACUGAUAAAAAUAGCUUGGCAUACCAGAGGAUGAGUUGGGAAGCCUUGAAGAAGUCAAUCAAUGGUCUUGUCAAUAAAGUGAACGUUUCUAAUAUAGAAAACAUCAUUCAUGAGCUCCUUCAGGAGAAUAUUGUUCGGGGAAGGGGAUUGCUGUCUAGAUCCAUUUUGCAAGCUCAGAGUGCCUCUCCGAUUUUCACUCAUGUUUAUGCAGCUCUUGUGGCAAUUAUCAAUUCGAAGUUUCCAAAUAUUGGUGAAUUGAUCCUCAAGAGGCUGAUACUGAAUUUUCGUAAAGGGUAUCGCAGAAAUGACAAGCAACUCUGUCUAACAUCUUCAAAAUUCGUUGCACAUUUGAUGAAUCAGAAUGUGGCUCAUGAGGUUUUAUGUUUGGAAAUGCUCACUUUGUUACUUGAAAGGCCUACUGAUGACAGUAUUGAAGUAGCAAUUGGAUUUAUUAAAGAGAGUGGGCUCAAAUUAACAGAAGUUUCUCCUAGAGGUAUUAAUGCAAUCUUUGAUCGCCUUCGACACAUUCUGCAUGAAUCUAAAAUCGAUAUGCGUGUUCAGUACAUGAUAGAAGUCAUGUUUGCUGUACGGAAGGAUGGCUUCAAGGAUCAUCCAAUCAUUCCAGAGGGAUUAGAUCUAGUGGAAGAGGAGGAUCAGUUUACUCAUAUGUUGCCAUUGGAAGAUGACUACAAUCCAGAGGAUGUUCUUAAUGUUUUCAAGAUGGAUCCGAACUUUAUGGAAAAUGAAGAGAAAUACAAAAUGCUGAAGAAAGAAAUUCUUGAUGAAGGUGACACUGAAUCUGAAGGAAAUCAAGAAGCUGGAAGUAGUGAAGAAGAUGAAGAAGAUGAUGAAGAGGAGGAUGAAGAUGGUCAGAAAGUUACUGUCCAUGACAAAACAGAAAUUAACCUGGUCUCCUUCCGUCGUACAAUUUAUCUGGCUAUACAGUCAAGCUUAGACUUUGAAGAAUGUGCUCACAAACUGCUGAAGAUGGACUUCCCUGAAAGUCAGACUAAAGAACUCUGCAAUAUGAUACUUGACUGCUGUGCUCAGCAAAGAACAUAUGAGAAAUUCUUUGGGUUACUGGCAGGGCGUUUCUGCAUGCUAAAGAAAGAAUAUAUGGAGUCCUUUGAAGCCAUUUUCAAGGAACAGUAUGAUACCAUUCAUCGUCUGGAAACCAACAAACUGAGGAAUGUGGCCAAGAUGUUUGCUCAUCUCCUGUACACUGAUUCAAUUCCCUGGAGUGUCCUUGAAUGUAUAAUAUUGAGUGAAGAAACUACCACAUCCUCCAGUAGAAUUUUUGUCAAGAUAUUCUUUCAGGAACUCAGUGAAUAUAUGGGACUUCCAAAUUUGAAUGCAAGAUUAAAAGAUGUGACACUGCAGCCUUUCUUUGAGGGAUUAAUGCCUCGGGAUAACCCAAGAAACACUCGCUUUGCCAUCAAUUUCUUCACUUCCAUUGGCCUUGGAGGACUAACGGAUGAAUUACGGGAACAUCUUAAAAAUGCACCAAAGUUGAUCAUGACACAGAAGCAAAAUGUUGAGUCAUCAGAUUCCUCCUCAUCUUCAGACACAGACUCUUCCUCAGAUUCUGAUUCUGACAGCAGCAGUAGUAGCUCAGAGUCAUCGAGCAGCAGUGACUCCUCAUCUAGCAGUGACAGCAGCAGUGACUCAGAUGUUUCUAAAGCCAAAAGGAAGAGAACGCAAAAGAAAAACAGAGAAUCUGAUAAAGUUUCCAGGAAAAAACAAGAAAGGAGAAGGAAAUCCCUUGAAAAGAAAACUGGAAGGCGGCAGCAAGAAGAAAGAAGUGAUACUGAGAGCAAAUCGGAAAGAAAUCACCGACAUUUAAGAGAAUCUCACAGGAGAGAUGAUGUUUCAAAGUACCACCACAGAGAUGAAUCCAACGGCAGAGAUGGUUACCACAGCGGAAAGGAUAGGAACCACGAAAGAAGUAAGGAUCCAGAAAAUAAACACAGUAAUUCCAAACUAAAGAAAGCAGAGAGAAGAGCUUCUGUGUCCGACGAUGAAAAUUACAGACACUGGAGCAAAGACGAUGGACAUCGUAGUAGGAAAAGAGAGAGAUCAAAAUCCCGUGAGAGAGAGCGCGGCCGUGGCAGCCCGCGGGAGGAGGAGCAGGAGGAGCGCUCCAGGAACGGCUCGGAGAGGCAGCGGGACAAGCACGGCCGCUACCCUGAGCAGCACGGGGAGCUGCAGCACAGGGAGCUGCAGCACAGGGAGCUGCAGCACAGGGAGUUGCAGCACAAGGAGCUGCAGCACAGGGAAUUGCAGCACAGGGAGCUGCAGCACAAAGAGCUGCAGCACAGGGAGUCCCGCAGGAGCGACGACAGGCACAGGGAGAACUCCCCGCACCGGCGGAAAUGAAGCCAGGCUGCUGUGGCAAUCAAGGUGCAUUUCCGAGUUGGUAGAACUGCAUUUUAAAAUCUAGUACUGAAGUUUCUUUGAAAAGAAGAUUUUGUACAAAGUGAUAGUUUGCAUUUGUAAAUUUUACCAGACUUUUUCAAAUUUUCAGUAACACUUUUUUAUAACUGUAUCAUUGAAUCUUUCUGUUAUGUUCUUUGUUUGGAAAGACAAAGCUCUUUAUUUUGUGAAUAAAACAGUAAGAUACCAGCAAAUUGGGUAUUUUGUCACUUAGUUUCAAGUAUUUGUAAUUGGGAGAUUCACAAUCUAAAAAACCAUUGGUUUUUAACUUCACUUGUUAAUUGAAAGCCAGAUGCUGAGGCUGGUGUGAUAAUAUAUGAAUUUCAGACUACAAUGUGACUGUUACAUGAGAAAACUAUAAAAUUUUCCAACAGGCAUUCUAUAUCUGCAUGUUCUUUCAACCUUGCAAACAUGAAAGCCUUUUGACCAAAAUCUUCAGGAAAUACUCAGUUGAUUUUUUAUUCUUCAAGACUUAAAUUUUGAAAACACAAUGUUGCUGUUUUAAAUGUCACAUGUGAAAGUGUGUCAGCUUGUUCUGUGACUUUUCACAGUGUUUUUUAAUAUUGUGACAUCCUGAGCUAGUUACAGUUGUGACUUUUCUGGAAAAAGGGUUGGUUUGGUUUUUAUUUUUUCAGUUAUGACUUUGAUUUCCGAACCUUAGUCUUCAGUUCUAUCCCUACAGCUGGAACAUUUAAGGAACUUCUUUACCAGUAUAUAAAAAAAAAGAAAGCAAAGCAGGAGAUGUUUCAAAUAUUUUUAGAUGUUUUGAAGUGCUCAAGUUUUUUGGAAGCAGAGUUCAGAAAAAAACAUCCCUCAGUUACUGCACCACUUUGUGAUACAAAAUUGUUCUAUAUGGGGUCAUGGGAUACAACUCACUCCAUCUUGAUUUCAUGAGAAAUGAAUCAAAAUCAUCUGGUUAAGACUAAUUAUUAAUAGUUACAGAAAAAUUUGCAAAGUCUUCAUGAUUGAAAUAGGAAAUAGUGUAGGGGCAUGGUCAGUAGGAAAGAGGUGGUAGUUGCAGAUUAUGCAGUUAUUGUUGCUGUAUGACAUUUGUUUUUUAUUUGUGACAUGGAACACAAUUGCUGGACGAAAGAACUCUCACAUUUCAUGUGUAAAUCAUAUUUCUUGUAUAAAGCAUAAGAAAUACAUUUCAGCUGUUUUAUAACAGAAAGUAGAACCAUUCCUAAGGGAAUAGAUCAGUUUUGUGUAAAUCUUGUCACAGCAUUUUUCUAAGAAAAAUGUCUAUUUUGGGUUUUUUUCUGUGUUUGACAGAAUUUAUUUCUGCAACCUUACAUGUAAAAAUGUUUUCAGUCAAAAACAUUUUCAUAGAAAAUAAAUUUAUAUUGCAGGAAAAAAAAUAUCUUGUUAAGGCACACAGCUAAAAAUACUUAGGUGGCAUCAUGUGUUGCAUGUUUAAACUGUUGGGUUUUUGCCCAACGCACAUGUCAUUUUCAAAAUGAUGUGCACAUUUUGGCAGUGUGUUAAAUCCACAAAAAUGUAAUUUAAAAUAAUGUUUUCUAAAGAGAAUUGUGCUAAUUCUUAUGCUUCUUUGAUAGCUCUGUAUGCACAGUAAUUACUGAAAAGAAUCUAUAUUCCAUAAUGAUUUAAUUACACAAGCUUACUUACUAUAUCUACAGUAAUACUUCCCUUAAUAUGGCAUGGGUUUAAUAGCCUAUAUUUUAUUGACCCAUAACAGUUAAUGAUCCAGUUAAAAAGUUUAUUAAUGACACCUUUAAUAAAUGGAAUAAAUUAAAACAAUA